GCCAUAGUCAACAUGAUCGUUUGUCGUGUCCAUUACAAGCGUCACGUUUUUUGAAGUUACUGCGUCUCUUUUGGUUUUCAGAAUUGCAUUUGUUUUUCAUUAUAUUUUUGUGGUCUUUUAGGUUUUGGCUUUUACAGCUAACAUGACUAAUUAUAAUAUUUUUGUGAAAAAUUAGGAGGAAAGCAUGAGGCUUUCAUUGUGUUGUGAAUUAGUUUGACUUCUGCGGGAGAACGUUAACAGCUUUAGAACCAAAAUGUUGCAGCAAAUUCUUCGGGACAUGUACAUAGAUCCAGAUCUUUUGGCUGAACUGAACGAUGAGCAGAAGCAGAUUCUUUUCUACAAGAUGAGGGAGGAACAGAUCAGGCGGUGGACAGAGUGGGAUAAAAAUCUGGACAAAGAAGAGUCCAAAAUGAAAAUUAAAGCCAAGUUUCAGCACAAUAAUUCCAAGCAUAUACAAUGGCAAAAUGGUUCAGAUGGAGAUGUGUGGGUUUGGAUUAUGGGAGAAGCCCCAAAUGAUAAGCCCUAUGAGCAGAUUUGUGAGGCUGUCAUGGCAGAAAGAGCAAGACAGCAAGCUCAAAAGGAGGCAGAAGAACAAUGGAAGCAGAAAGAAGCAGAAAUUGAAAAGAAAUUUCGAUAUGCCAUGGCCAAAGAGAAAGCACGAAUAGUAGCGGAAAAAUGGAAGGAGGAAAUAGAAGAUAGAAAAGCAGCAAAACUGAUGGAAAAUAAGUUUCAGGAAGAACUAAAGAAAAGAGAAGAAGAAGAGAGACGGAAAGGGGAGGAACAAAUCCGGCAGCGAGAAGAACUGCGUGCAAAGGAAUUAUACCUCAGUCUAAAGAAGGCUCAACAGCAAUGCCAAAGGAAUGAAAAUGAGGAAGAGGAGUGGCAAGAACAAUUACGGAAGUCCAAAGCAGCUGAUGAAGACCGCAAGCACAAGGCAAGGUGGGCCCGGGCUGAAUAUCACAGACAAUCCUUACGAGCCAUUCAGAAAGGCAAAGUGGCUGGGUUGAGCAAUCUGUUCCAAACUGUUAAUCUGAACAAUGGUCAAGAAUCCAGUCAGGAAAACAACAGCACAUCUCAGCUCAUUAAACCUCAAGUACCAGUUGGGAAAGUGUGGGAGCGACCAGCUCGACCAAUAUCAAGGGAUGUGAUUAUACGGUGGUUCAAAGAGGAACAGCUUCCUCGGAGAGCUGGAAUGGAAAAGAAUACUGAAGUUGUUGCUCAGUGGUUUCAUGGAAUUAUAAGUCGAGAAGAAGCAGAAGAAUUACUAAUGAACAAACCAGAGGGGUCCUUUCUUGUCCGAGUUAGUGAUAAGAUCUGGGGCUAUGCCCUGUCUUUCCGUCAGCAAACUGGUUUCAAGCAUUUUCUGGUGGAUGCGUCUGGCGAUUAUUACAGUUUCCUUGGUGUGGACCCCAACAGGCAUGCAACGCUCACAGACCUUAUUGACUUUCAUAAGGAAGAAGUCAUUACAAGUUCUGGUGGAGAACUUCUUGUGGAACCUUGUGGGCAGAACAAGAACACUUCUGACUAUAGAAUCUUAUUUGAAUAAGAAUUGAAAUGGUUACAUUUUAACAACAUGGGCGCUGUAUGGGAAUACAGACUGUACAUCAGUGAAUGACAAGUGGCACAAAGGGAAAAUAAAGAGUUCCACAGUUCUGCUAAUGACAAUGAAUGAUAUUCUGAACACACAGAAAAUGCUUAUUGCAAAUCCCUGAAUGAAAUACAGAUGCAGAGCUCUUUUUCAUUUGUACUUUAAUUAAGCUCUUUUAAUGGUACUGCAGAUUGGUUUUAGAAAUGAAUAUGAACAAAUAUUUAUAUUUAAAUCAAUUAGAUUCACCUUAGGGCUAUUAAAUUUAAGAAUGAAAAAGCAAAAAUGCCCCUCAGAGAAAUCUUGUAAUAUGAUAUUUUAUAUUACAAAUUCUUCCUUAGACAACCAUUGCAUAUGUAUGUUUGUUUACUAAUUAAGUUUGGCAAGUUUGUGAAAAAAAAAACA
Molecule: messenger RNA, 1990 nt
Organism: Xenopus tropicalis (tropical clawed frog)
Lineage: Eukaryota; Metazoa; Chordata; Amphibia; Anura; Pipidae
Gene: sh2d4b
Product: SH2 domain containing 4B
Exons: 8
Coding region: 254-1546 (430 amino acids)
Cellular component (GO): cytoplasm
Source: RefSeq, a predicted model, not a curated record